AUGGAAUCUUCAUCACUGCUUAGUCUGCAGCCUUGGCUCGCGGCUCUCAUCUCGCUCGCCACUGCCCUGGUGGUUGGCUUCGCCGUCGCGCUGUGGAGCCUCGGCCGGCAGCGGCUGCUGGAAUCGAGGUUAGCGGCUGCCGAUGAGGGCGUGCGGCGGCUCGAAGCGACUCGCGAACAGCUCGCCAGCGAGCUCGGCGAGUCUCGGCAAGCCCACGAAGUCCAGGAAGCUCGAACCGAAGACGCACUGCGCCGGCUGGCAGUCCUCGACAGUGAACAUCGCCAACAAACCGAGCAGCUCGCCGAGCAGCGCCGCCUGCUGAGCGAUGCCGAGAGCCGCCUCGGCGAUACCUUCUCGGCCCUCGGCACCAAGGUUUUUCGCGCCAACAGCGAGCAGUUCAUGGAGCUCGCCAGCCAGACUUUCGACAAGCUGCGCAGCCAGGCCAAGGGCGAUGUCGAGCAGAAGCAGGUCGAGAUCAACGCACUGGUCAAGCCGCUCAAAGAGAUGCUCGAACGGCAGAAUCAGGCCCUUGGCGACCUCGAGACCCGCCGCGAAGUGGCCUAUCGUGGGCUCGAAGAGCAAAUCAAGACGAUCGCCAGCUCGCACCAAUCGCUGCAUCGCGAAACCCGCCGCCUGACCACCGCCCUACGCCGUCCCGAGCAACGUGGCCGCUGGGGCGAGCUCCAGCUGCGCAACGUGGUCGAGCUUGCCGGCAUGACCGAACACUGCGAUUUCGAGCUGCAGCCGGCGACCGACGAUCCGAGCAACCGUUACCGCCCCGACAUGACUGUGCGGAUGCCCGGCGGCGGAGUUAUCGUGGUCGAUUCUAAAGUGGCGCUCGAUGCCUACCUCGACAGUCUCGAGGCCGACUCCGAAGCCCAGGACAGCCGCCUGCGCCACGCCAACCAGGUCCAGCAGCACUACAAGACCCUGGCCUCGAAACGCUACUGGGAUCAGUUCGCCGACCAGCACACCCCCAAGCUGGUGGUGAUGUUCAUGCCACUCGAGUCGGCCCUGGUGGCCGCGCUCGAAACCAAGCCCGACCUGCACACCAAAGCGAUGCAGAACCACGUGCUGAUCGCCACCCCGACCCUGUUGGUUGCCUUGUUGCGCUCGGUGGCCUACGGCUGGCAGCAAGAGAGCAUCGCCGAGAACGCGCGCAAGAUUUCGCUCACCGGCAAGGAGCUCUAUGGCCGGCUGGCCAAAUUCGUCGAGCAUUUCGAGCGCAUCGGCACCAAUCUGGGCCGCGCCGGCACGGCCUACAACGACGCCGUCGGCUCGCUCGAACGGCGGGUGCUGCCAGCAGCUCGCGAUCUCAAGGACCUGCACGCCACUUCCGACUCGGACAUCGAGCCGCCGGCCCUACCUCGAGGCGAGGUGCGGCAAUUCAGCGCGCCCGAGCUACGGUCUGGAGAAGAGAUGCCGGCCGCGGAUCCGGCCGCGAAAGCCGGCACCGAGACCUAG
Nerophis lumbriciformis (worm pipefish) is the source of this 1464-nucleotide messenger RNA. The record is from RefSeq and is a predicted model, not a curated record. NCBI's taxonomy places the organism in Eukaryota, Metazoa, Chordata, Actinopteri, Syngnathiformes, Syngnathidae.